Bursaphelenchus xylophilus (pine wood nematode) is the source of this 608-nucleotide messenger RNA. Lineage: Eukaryota; Metazoa; Nematoda; Chromadorea; Rhabditida; Aphelenchoididae. The record is from the annotation of a GenBank genome assembly.
AUGUAUGCUGAUGCGGUUUUCAUCGUUUGUAUCGCCACUUUUACGGCUCUUCUUGGUGAAGGGCUGACUUAUCUGAUGGUAUACAGAUCUGAAGAGUACAAACGACUGAAGGUAAGAGGUAAUUCUAGCAAAAAAUACGUUUUUAGUUGUUAAUGGAGAGGAAGACCAAGAGGUUGGAGAAGAAGAAGGAAAUAACGGAAUCAGCAGCCAGUAGAACAGUCAAGAAGAAGAUCGAGAGGGAAGAGGAGCGAUUGAAGACUACCAACCGGGACUUGUCUAUGUUCAGAAUGAAGUCCAUGAUGGCUAUUGGUUUGGUUUUCACCGCUCUUCUCUCUGCUUUCUCGUCCAUGUUUGAGGGCCGAGUUGUGGCCAAGCUUCCAUUUGAACCAAUCUCUUGGGUCCAAGGUCUUUCGCACAGAAAUCUGGUCGGAGAAGAUUAUACAGAUUGUUCCUUUAUCUUUCUCUACAUAUUGUGCACCAUGAGUAUCCGGCAGAAUCUUCAGAAACUCCUCGGUUUCUCUCCAUCUCGUGCAGUCUCUCGUCAAGUCCAGGGUCAAGGAUUCUUCGGCCAAAACCCAGGUCAGAAUCAAUUCUCUUAUCUCCGUUAA